Molecule: messenger RNA, 2262 nt
Organism: Pseudovirgaria hyperparasitica
Lineage: Eukaryota; Fungi; Ascomycota; Dothideomycetes; Acrospermales; Acrospermaceae
Product: amino acid transporter-like protein
Exons: 2
Coding region: 1-2262 (753 amino acids)
Biological process (GO): amino acid transmembrane transport
Molecular function (GO): amino acid transmembrane transporter activity
Source: RefSeq, a predicted model, not a curated record
AUGUCGUCCCAACCUAAAGAGGUCCCGGCCUCGAGAAGCUCACCAGCAAUCAGCGGCAGAGCUUCUCCAGCUGGCUCAUUUCUGCGAACAUCGCUUUCGCAAAGCCAUAUUGGCACUCCGCAGAUACCGCAGAUACCAUUACCAAGUCAUGUUGCAUCUGCUGCGUCCUCAGAGACGCAGACACCGCUUCCGGAGCUCGACAUUUCCAAGUCUUCCGUCUCAGGCCCCAGCGAAUCUGCUCUAGCGAAUGCUCUGAAAGAUUCGUUUGGUGGAGGGGGAACUCCUCCUCAGAUGGCCACACCUCCCCUACGACCUUUCUCGCCCGUCAGAGAUGCUGAGCUACCUGGGCGGGGUCCGUCUAGCAACUACGGAUCUUUUGACCACCGCCGCACCAGCAGCCCAGCACCCUAUCAGGACCCUGAGAUCAUACGACGGCAUCUUGUUGGACCCUCGAACAACUCACCAUCCAACACAUCAGUAUUAGAAGUAUACGGAUCUCCACGCAGAGGCCGUGGCAGCGAUGCCGGCAAUGGCAAAACCAAGGCCACAUUUGAGAAUGAAGAGGAAUUUUCAAGCUUGCAGCUACAAGGAGGAGACAUAACACGUCAGAUCUACAGAUGGACUGAACAGCAAGAGGCGGAAGCCAGAGGUCAGUAUAAACGAAGCAAGAGUUUUCACUCGGAGCGCCCAAAGCCGGACGAUACGCAUCUAAAUAUUGAAACAAUAAAACAGCCUGGAGGUUUUCGGCGAAACUACCUUCGUAGAGCCGCAGCGAGUCCGUCUCCAGGGCCCUCGACCCACCACGCUGGUGUUCAAAGCCAGCCUCUACCUCAGCCUUUUACCAGUAACUUCUUGGAGUUCCUUAGCCUGUAUGGACACUUUGCCGGUGAAGAGUUGGAGGAAGACGAUGAAGCGCUCGGCCCCGAUGAGUAUUUCUCUUCGUAUACAUCGGACCAACCUGAGAGUGAUGAUGAUGAUCACGAAUAUGGGGAGCGAAGCGCCCUCUUGACCCCCGGGGGCAAACGCAGAAAGAGGAAGACCAAGAUCGCCGGCAAGGGUUCGCCCACCGGUGCUGCCAUGCUUCUCCUCAAGUCAUUCGUGGGUACUGGAGUACUGUUCUUGCCACGAGCUUACCUGAACGGAGGUAUGGCCUUCAGUAAUGUGGUGUUGCUUGCCACCGCUUUACUCAGCUAUUAUUGCUUCAUCCUUCUCGUGACGACUCGGUUAAAAGUCGAACACUCAUUUGGAGAUAUGGGUUUACAUCUAUACGGCAAAUGGAUGAAAAACCUUAUAAAUUUCUCCCUUGUCCUUAGUCAGAUUGGCUUUUCAUCAGCAUACACCGUCUUUGUUGCUGAGAAUCUUCAAGCCUUUGUAUUGGCUGUCUCCGACUGCAAGACUAACAUUGACAUCAAGUAUAUGAUACUCAUGCAGAUGAUCAUAUUCCUACCGCUCUCCCUCUAUCGCAACAUCAACAACAUUCAGAAGUUGGCUCUGAUUGCAGACAUUUUCAUAGUACUCGGACUGAUCUAUCUCUACUACUACGACAUCCUCACAAUAGUCGGCCAGGGAGGCAUUGCCGACAUCCGGAACUUCAACUCAAAAAACUGGACGCUGUUCAUUGGCACCGCAAUCUUCACCUUUGAGGGCAUUGGCCUCGUAAUCCCAAUUCAGACCGGCAUGAAGCAUCCGUCAAAAUUUCCGAAAGUCCUUGGCAUAGUAAUGAUUAUCAUAACUGUAAUAUUCCUCAGCAUGGGUGCAUUGUCUUACGCUGCAUACGGAUCAAAGACCGAGACUGUCAUUAUCCUGAAUAUGCCACAGGACAACAAGAUGGUCAAUGGUGUGCAGUUCAUCUACUCCCUCGCCAUUCUGCUUUCCACCCCACUCCAGAUCUACCCAGCCAUCGAGAUUACCUCUCAGCAGCUGUUCAGCCGUACUGGGAAAUACAAUCCAUAUGUUAAAUGGAAGAAGAACAUUUUCCGCUUCUUUAUGGUGAUGGUCUGCGCUACGCUCGCAUGGGCUGGCGCAGGUGAUUUGGAUAAGUUUGUUGCAUUGGUAGGAAGCUUUGCAUGUAUACCGCUUGUGUACAUAUACCCUCCUCUCCUCCAUCUUAAGGCCAUUGCACAAGCUCCAUGGCGACGUGUUUCAGACGUACUGAUUGUCAUAUUUGGCUUCCUUGUCAUGGCUUACACGACAGCCCUGACCGUUGCAGGAUGGGUAAAUAGCGGCGAAGCUAAGGCACCUACCUAUUGCGAAUCGAGAUGA